CCAACCACAGUCACUCGUUAACCACCCACGCGAUCCUUAUCCAACUUCAUCAACUUCCACCAACCAACCCCCCCCAAAACAACCAUCAAGAUGCGUUUCACUGCCGCUGCUGUCAUUGGCUUCUCCGCCGUCGCCGUCCAGGGUGCCUACGCUCCUCCCGCCCCGGUCGAGUACCCGACCACCACUGAGGCCGCCCCGGUCCCGGUCUACACCACCUCCUCCGCCGCUGAGCACCCCAAGCCCACCGCCGACAAGUACACCACCGAGGUCGUGACCGCCUACACCACCUACUGCCCGGAGGCCACCCAGAUCACCCACGGCGGCGUCACCUACUCCGUCACCUCGGCCACCACCUUGACCAUCCCCGCCGCCACCGUCACCAAGGCCGUCUACACCCCGGCCUCCGCCUACCACCCGUCCAACGGCACCAAGACCACCGGCACCGCCUCCGGCCCGACCAGCUACACCUCGCCCUCGCCUCAGGCCGCCAAGGGUGACGCCGCCAAGCUGUCCUUCGGCUUCGCCGGCCUCAUUGCCGCCUUCGGCCUCGUCGCCGCCCUCUAAGCGUCUCGCCGCUGCUGAUGACGACGAUGCUGGGGGAGGAGGACAUGUCAAGUCCCGCCGCCGCCA
This is a messenger RNA of Dissoconium aciculare CBS 342.82, 630 nucleotides long. RefSeq lists its product as uncharacterized. The record is from RefSeq and is a predicted model, not a curated record. The coding region runs from base 91 to 564 and encodes 157 amino acids. NCBI's taxonomy places the organism in Eukaryota, Fungi, Ascomycota, Dothideomycetes, Mycosphaerellales, Dissoconiaceae. The transcript is spliced from 3 exons.